Aedes aegypti (yellow fever mosquito) is the source of this 4557-nucleotide messenger RNA. Its product is annotated as echinoderm microtubule-associated protein-like 2. Gene Ontology annotation, cellular component: mitotic spindle. NCBI's taxonomy places the organism in Eukaryota, Metazoa, Arthropoda, Insecta, Diptera, Culicidae. Gene Ontology annotation, molecular function: microtubule binding. The record is from RefSeq and is a predicted model, not a curated record. The coding region runs from base 1446 to 4295 and encodes 949 amino acids. The transcript has 9 exons. Gene Ontology annotation, biological process: microtubule cytoskeleton organization.
GUAACGAGACGAGUUUCGAAGUGGCUCUCGACCAGACCGGAUUAGCGAAUCGCGUUUAGUGUGCUUGUACUUCAGCUGAUGGGUCAUUCAGGAGAGUUGCAAACGGCGGUAGCAUUCCUGGUUUAAAUGUAUUACAUCUAGCGGGUAGUCGGUCUUCCCGGAUUUUUUUUCUUGCCCUGAGCCCUGUCUAGAAUACGGUACCUGACAGGGUUGAUAGAAGUGCAUACGAAUCGAGUUUGUGACCUAACCGUACACCGAAUGAGCGAGUGGAUCAUGAUGUGAUAUCUCUCUACAGUAGUGCAAGAGUCAGUGGCUGAAGGUGUGUUUGAAACGUGACUCGGUUCGUGGCACUGCAAAGUGGUGAAAGGUGAAGGUGCGCCGGAAAUAGUGGGUGAAAGGGGGUCGUAUAUCCCCUAAUAUGCAUUGAAUGUGCGACGAUGCGGGAAAGUUGUCACGUCAACUGCAACGGUAUGCAAGCGAAUCUCGGUAGAGCUGGAACUGGAAGAUCACCAUACAGCAGUGAACUAAAGUUGCAAGCUUCGGAAGCAGUAGUGUUUACUCUGUCGAACGAAAAUGUGUAGCUUUUGAUAUGCUAACAAAUUGCUUAAACAAUCGACCUCUCGUCAUCGUUUGUCUCGUCGCAGUAGGCUAGAUGUGCACACAAAGUGAGAGCGUGCGAUAAUCAAACGGCUUUGUGAGUUUUGAAGUGAACAGGCAAGGCUAACUCGAUUAGACGCGAUAAUAACCUUCAACUGUGAAGAAGCGCGGUGUGUGCGGUUAAAAAUUUGCGCUUAUCAGUCGACGUGACGCGCGUGAUGCGUAUUUUCGGUUUCCAAAUAAACAGCCGUUGUCAGGGAAACCCUACUUACACCGAAAUCGCCGGAUUUGACAAAAACGAGUGAACAACACUUCCCGUAAAACUGCCACUGCUGUCAGCUAUUAACGACGAAGCGACCGAGUGACAGACUACUCGUAGUAGGCCGGUAGGAGCGGAAAUUGAUAUUCCACCGCCAUCGCACCUUCACCAUUACUGCAUUGAUUGUCGCACAAAUCGCACCAGGGGGACAACUGACAUUAUAAAGCAAAGUAGGCUGCCACCUAUCUAUCUAUCGCCGAAUAGUGCAGGGUGGGGCCGCACGUGUGAGGGGGCGUAUGUGUGACAGACCGCGAGCUUGUGAUAGCUAUUUGCUGGAUCGCAGUUUUUUUUUUAUCGAAUAUUCAUUUCGAAUGACAUCAUUACAACGCAGACAACAAACCAUCCAGUCCAUCCAGAAAAAGUGAAAAGCAGUAAAUAACCGCCCACCGAAACCACCCCCCUUUGUGUCGGGGGUUGUCGUCAGAGUCGUCACGGCGUACACUACCUGCCGAAACAGGUAGUGUACCUUGACUGAUAGAUUUUCGCAUAGAGAGCCGACUCUGUGCCAGUGGUUAUAGGGAGAAGAAAUAUGAGCGCCGCCGUCAGCGCCGACCAAACCAUGUUCGGCGACGGCAUCGACAAACACAACAACAACAAUAAUAAUAACAAUAAUGGUGAUCGCGAGUCGCGAAAUAAUAAUGGCACCCACGCAUUUGAGACAAUUUCGGAGUCUACGACGACGUCCGCCAGCAGCAGUUCCAUCUUCAAGAGCUCAAUGACCACCACCGCCAGCAAUGUGAGCCGCUCCUCAUCGUACCAUUUGCAGCAUCUCAAAAGCGCCUACGGAGCGUCCGAGGAAAUGCUGGAAACGGAAAAGGCAGGUCUGGUGGAGCGCGUAAACGACCUGGAGCGGAUAGUGCUGGAGCAGAAGGACGAAAUCGUCUGUCUCAAAUCUACCCUGGCCGACGUUCUGCGACGGUUGAGCACCAUCGACAACAGCUAUGACAACGCAAAAAACACCGAAGGAAGCUCGCACAGUGGUUCGGUGAUGUCCAGUAAAAGUUUCCGAUUUUCGCGGAACACCAUCACAAGAUUAAAUUCCAGCGUAGAUGAAAAACGAUUCGGGCGAGUUCCGUCGCGGGUGACGAGUUCCCCAUCGCGAAGCAUGUCCACAGCGAAGGCCAGCAGCCUGGCGCAGAAAGCCAUCCACCAUUCCAACGGAUCAUUGCAUUCCGACUCGAUGAGUAGCCAUUCGAUAUCGCCGGCCCCGUCGCCAUCGCCCAAGCAGCCCAAUAUGCAGAAUCUGUCCGCAUCGGCGGCCGGAAUGGGGGUCGGCGUCGGGAUGGGCGGUGGCAUGGGAAAACGGUGGAGCUCCACGGGGGACUUUGUGAGCGGUUCGCCGGGACCAGCAGCCAGCGGGACCGGCAACAGCAUGUCCCGGUUCUCCACCAAAUCCCUCCUGAAUCUGAACAGCAGUCUCAGCGCCAACGGUUCCAAACAGGCCGGUUCGCAUGCGUUCGUCCAGCGGAGGGACGACGACGACUACCUUAAGCUCUACAUCAGCGGCCGUCCAAUAGUGCUACACAUUCCAGAAGCUCAAAUUAGUACGUACGAAACGACCAAGGUCCAGCCGGCCCCCAACAAACGCCUCCGGCUCGACUGGGUCUACGGGUAUCGGGGUAAGGACUGCCGGUCGAACCUGCAUCAGCUUCCGACCGGAGAAAUGGUGUAUUUCGUCGCUGCGGUGGUCAUCCUGUACAACAUGGACGAACAGUCCCAGCGACACUACCUUGGCCAUACUGACGAUGUCAAGAGUUUAGCAGUGCAUCCCAACAAGCUGCUGGUAGCUACGGGACAAUGCGGAGGCCACGAGGGCAGGGAUACGCUUCCUCAUGUACGCGUGUGGAACUCCGUAUCGUUGGCAACGUUGAACAUAAUCGGGUUGGAAUACUUCACCGGAGCGAUCAACUGCUUGUCGUUUAGUCGAGCGGAUAGUGGCACAAUCCUAGCGGCAAUCGAUGAUUCUCCCGACAAGAUCAUAUCGAUCUGGGACUGGCAGAAGAAGGAGAAUGGCAGAAGAAUCACCGAAACGAAGUGUUCGGUGGAUACGAUCGUAGCCGUUGAGUUCCACCCGCUCGACAAAGGGCAGAUUAUAACAAUCGGAAAGAAUCAUAUCGCAUUCUGGUCGUUGGACCAGAACGGCAUGUUAUACAAGCGGAUGGGUGUGUUUGAGAAUCGGGAGAAGCCCAAGUACGUAACAGCUAUAUCGUUUACUCCUGCCGGAGACGUCGUGACAGGGGAUUCAAACGGCAAUAUUUCCAUCUGGCCUCGCGGAACAAACGUGAUCAGUCGAUUCCUGAAGAAGGUUCACGAAGGAUCGAUCUUUUCGAUAUGCUCCUUACGAAACGGUGGAUUCGUUUCCGGAGGCAAAGAUGGACGAUUGGUUCUGAUGGAUGAUGCGAUGCGAUUGAAGUCGGAGCAGUUAGUCGAAGCACAUUUCGGUGCAGUAAGAGUAGUCACACAAGGCAAGGGAUCACAACUGCUCAUUGGGACAACGAAGAAUUGCAUCCUGUCCGGUGACUUUACACUGGGACUUGUGCCAAUCGUUAUGGGCCAUACGGAUUUACUGUGGUCCCUGUCGUCGCAUCCUCAGGUAGCACAAUUCGUAACCGGUGGACGUGAUCGACUUCUGCAGUUGUGGGAUUCUUUGUCGCAUUCAGUGGUGUGGAGCAAAGAUAUUGGCGAACCUAUUCAAACGGUGCAAUUUUCGAAUUCGGGCGACACGAUCAUUGUUGGAGGCGUCGGAGGCCGGUGGAUGGUUUUCGAUACGGUCACAAGGGAGCUGUUGGCCGUCUACCAGGAUGGACAGGAUGUCAUCCAGACGAUCAAAUUUUCACCGGACAGCAGUUUGUUGGCUCUCGGGUCGAAAGAUGGUGGCAUUUACAUUUAUCAAUGCACGAAGGUGUCCCAUCGAUUCUCCAAGAUUGGAAAGUGUAUGGGACAUUCGAGCUUCAUUUCCCACUUGGAUUGGUCCAAGGACAGCACAGUGUUGCGAUCGAAUUCCGGAGAUUAUGAACUUCUCUACUGGAAUCCAACGCUCUGUCGCCAAAUAACGACCCACAGUACGGUGAAGAACCUCGAAUGGGCCACCCAAUCGUGCACGGUGUGCUUCGAAACGGUCGGAAUAUGGCCGGAGAACUUCGACAGAACGGACAUCAACAGCGUUUGCAAAGACGGCGAAGAGCAAUUUCUGGUCACAGCUGACGAUACGGGCAAGAUACGGCUGUUCAGCUAUCCGGCCUCGCAACCAAAGUCAUUGUCGCAUGCCUACCGAGGUCACAGUAGUCACGUAACGGCCGUAAAGUUUAUGCAUGAUGGCGUCCGACUUUUGUCCGCUGGUGGAUUGGACACAAGUGUACUUCAGUGGCGCGUGGUUUAGGCCACCGAUUCGCAAUGGAACACAAAACAACAAAAAAUGCAUUACUAAUUGUUACAUUAGUAUUUAAAUUACACCAUAUGCCUCUUUAUUUAUUAGCUCUAAACUUUUUUUUUCUCUUAUCGGUCGAUUCGAAUGAACAAAUUAUGCAAGUAAAAAUAUACACCCUCCUUCCCCAUACUAAGUGAUACAGCAGUUGUUUAACAUUAUUCUAACAGAGCGCAUUUUAGAGCAGGAAAUAAAUUAUUGUACUUUUUAUUCGAAA